AUGUCUGCCACUCUCGCCGACUACAAGCUUUUCACGCCGCUCGAGCUCUCUUCCGGACUCACCCUGGCAAACCGUCUCGUUGUCGGGCCCUGCACACGCGCUCGUUCCGACAUUGAAACGCGCGUGCCAACAAACGAGAACGCCAAGUACUAUGCGCAGCGGGCGUCCGCGGGCCUCAUCAUCUCCGAAGGAUGUGCCGUGUCGGAACAGGGCUACGGCUGGUACGGAGCCCCAGCGCUCUACACGGACGCGCAGCAAGAAGGCUGGCGCCGCGUCGUCGACGCCGUGCACGCCCAGGGCGGCAAGAUGUUCCUGCAGCUCUGGCACAUGGGCCGGCAGUCGCACCCGUCGUUUCAGCCGAGCAACGAAGUCGCGUCGUGCUCGCAGUCGUGUCAUGCCGAAGGCCGCACGCACGACGCACGAGGGGACCCCGCGAGCUUCGCCACGACCCGAGCGAUGACGCUCGACGAGGUGCAACAGGUCGUCGAGGACUUUCGCAGGUGCGCCGAGCGUGCCAAGAGCGCGGGAUUCGACGGGGUCGAGUUCCACGGCGCCGGGGGGUACCUCAUUGACGAGUUCCUGCAGUCGAGCACGAACCGACGCACGGACCAGUACGGCGGAUCGGUCGAGAACCGCUUCCGGUUCCUGCGCGAACUCGUUGCUGCGGUCUCGACAGUGUACCCCGCGGACCGCAUCGGGGUCCGACUCGCUCCGAACGGCGCGUUCGGCGGCAUGGGCAGCGAGGACAACUACGAGACGUUCUCGUACGCGAUCGCCGAGCUCGGCCACCUGGGGAUCGGCUAUCUGGCCACCCACGACGGCUUUGGCUUCGGCCGCUCGGACAAGAGCCGCGUGUUCACUUUAUUUGAGCUGAAGACGCUGUUUAAGGGCCGCGUCAUGGCCACGUGUAGCUACAGCCGCGAUCAGGCAGAAGGUGUGCUGCACGCGGGCGUGGCCGAUCUCGUGGGCUUCAGUCGCGCGUUCCUCGUGAAUCCGGACCUGCCGGCGCGUUUCCGUCACGACUGGCCGCUGGCGGAGCCGUUGGCUUACGAGUUCUACUGGGACGCGAAGAAGGGCCUCGAGGGCUACAACUCGUUCCCGCCGUAUGAACCGGUGCCGAACACGGAGUCAAAGGAAGAGGAUAAGCUGUAG
This is a messenger RNA of Hyaloperonospora brassicae, 1152 nucleotides long. Lineage: Eukaryota; Oomycota; Peronosporomycetes; Peronosporales; Peronosporaceae. The record is from the annotation of a GenBank genome assembly.